AUGGCAGAAUCAGUCUAUUCAAACUACCCGCCCGAGUUGUCCCCAGCUCAACAGAAGUUUCUUGUCACAUAUGUGAAAGAUUGGGCCAUCCAGAAUGGUCUUGCUGUUCGUCCUUCCUCGGCGAUCAUCCCAAAUGGAGCAGAUACCAAUGGAGUGUUGGCAACGAAUGCGCCGGUGACAUUGUUCCCCAGUCCAUUCCCCAGAAGUUGCUUUGAGGAAGCGACUGCUCUGCAAGAGAUCUACAACGAACUCUAUGCUAAUAUCACGUGUGAUGAAAAAUGGCUGGGGCAGGUUGUGGAAGAGCUUAUUGAAGUCGAUGACUUUGUGUCGAACUUGUGGAAAGUUCACCUGGACGUUCAAAAGGAGGGAUAUGUUCAGAACUUGUCACUGGGUCUCUUCCGGUCCGAUUACAUGGCCCAUGUUCUUCCUACAGGAGCCACAGCUCUAAAGCAAGUUGAGUUCAACACGAUUUCGUCAUCGUUUGGAGGUCUUUCAGCUCGUGUGCGACAAUUGCACACUGAGCUUCUUUCCUCGCCGCCAGGUCCAUCAGUCAACUAUCCACCCCAUCCGUUGCUGCAAUCAGAGGUUCCACCGGAGAAUCCUGCAGUGGAAACCCUCUCAGCAGGCUUGGCAGCUGCCCAUACGGCUUAUGGAGUAUCCAAGUCCAGGCCGGCCCUUCCUCUUUGUGUUCUCUUUGUAGUCCAGGAAGCAGAACGGAACGUCUUUGAUCAACAUGCGCUCUCGAGACAGCUCCAGACAGUCCACAACAUCCCAGUGUUCCGUGUCUCCAGCGUGGACAUACUGGAUCAGACGUCCAUUCCCAGCUCGAACUCUGCACGGCCAUUGCUUUACCAGCCCCCUCACUCUCCCGACUCAACUUUCGAGGUAACAACUGUCUAUCUUCGGGCUUACUAUUCACCAGACGAAUACAAAUCCAAUCGCGACUGGGAGGCAAGGACUCACUUGGAGCGUUCGGCCGCGAUCAAGUGUCCCACGGUACUCAAUCAGUUGUCUGGGUGCAAGAAAGUUCAACAGGUGCUGGCAGAGCCGGCAGGUCCUGACCAUCUCUCAAACUUCUUGAAGGGCGUUGAUAAGGCGCUUGUUGAACGGGUUCGGGACACUUUUGCCCCGCAAUAUGACCUGUCGAGUGGAAGUCAAGGCCGCACUCUGGCCCUCAAUCCAGAGACGGCUCAAAACCACGUGCUUAAGCCCCAACGUGAGGGGGGUGGCAAUAACAUCUACAAAUCUGAUAUUCCAGACUUUCUGCGCUCCAUGCCAGAAUCUGAUUGGAGGGGUUGGGUGCUUAUGGAACUCAUCAAUCCUGCACCCAAUGCCCAAAAUGUCGCCUUACGCAAUGAUGGCGAGGUUCUUCGUGGGAAUGUUAUCUCAGAGCUUGGUGUCUAUGGUACCAUCCUUUGGGAUAGCACUGGGAAGGUUUUCCACAAUGAACAAGGUGGAUAUCUGCUGAGGACCAAGGGGAAAGAAGUGAAUGAAGGUGGCGUAGCCGCAGGUUUCUCCAGCUUGGACAGUGCUCUUUUGUUCUAA
This is a messenger RNA of Penicillium bovifimosum, 1545 nucleotides long. RefSeq names its product glutathione synthase. Gene Ontology annotation, biological process: glutathione biosynthetic process. Gene Ontology annotation, molecular function: glutathione binding; ATP binding; glutathione synthase activity. NCBI's taxonomy places the organism in Eukaryota, Fungi, Ascomycota, Eurotiomycetes, Eurotiales, Aspergillaceae. Gene Ontology annotation, cellular component: cytosol. The transcript is spliced from 2 exons. The coding region runs from base 1 to 1545 and encodes 514 amino acids. The record is from RefSeq and is a predicted model, not a curated record.